Pipistrellus nathusii (Nathusius's pipistrelle) is the source of this 1167-nucleotide messenger RNA. NCBI's taxonomy places the organism in Eukaryota, Metazoa, Chordata, Mammalia, Chiroptera, Vespertilionidae. The record is from the annotation of a GenBank genome assembly.
AUGGAGGCCCCUCGGCGGUGGCUGCUUGUCCUUGCGCUCAUGGCCGUGGGCCAUUGCCUGGCCCUGGCCAACCAGGAGGACUCUGGCCCCAUGCCCGGCCCCCAGGACGGGCCUCCUGGGCCGGCCCUGCCCUGCCAUAAGCUCUCCGUGAGCAACAUAGACUUUGCCUUCAACCUCUACCGGCAGCUGGCCUCCGAGGCCCCGGGAGAGAACGUCCUCUUCUCCCCGGCCAGCGUCUCCCUGGCCUUGGCCACCCUCUUCCUCGAGGCCCCUGCCGCCAGCAGGGCCCCGCUCCUGGAGGGCCUGGGCUUCAACCUCAGCCUGGUUCCCGAGGCCGAGAUCCAGGAGGGCUUCCGGGACCUGCUGCUCAGGCUCCCCGUGCGGAGCCCCCCGCUCCUCCUGACGGUGGGCCAGCGCAGGUUCCGCGGCCUGGGCCCGGCGGCCGCCCAGACGGACAUCCGGGAGCACGUGGAGAAGCAGACCCAGGGGCGGCUCGGCGCCUGGGGGCAGGAACUCAGCGAUGCCACCACGGAGGUCCUGGUGAGUCACCUGCUCCUCAGAGCCGGAUGGGCGCGGCCCUUCGACCCGAGAGCCACGGGCCUGAAGGAGUUCUUUGUGGACGAGCACAGGGCCGUGCCGGUGCCCAUGAUGAGGCAGAAGGCCCGCCACCGCCUGCUGCACGACGGCGAGCUGCAGUGCACGGUGCUGCAGAUGGAGCACGCCGCCAACGCCUCCACCUUCUUCGUCUUCCCGCGGCCCGGCGCGCUGGCGCAGCUGGAGGACGCCCUGCUGCCCGAGACACUCAUCAAGUGGGACCGGCAGCUCCGGGCCAGAGAACUCGACUUCCACUUCCCCAAGUUCUCCAUCGCCAGCACCGCCCGCCUGGAGCUGCUCCUCCCGGGGGCGGCCGUGGGCGGAGGCCUCCCCGGGCAGCCCGGCCUGAACGUCUCCACGGUUGCACACAAGGCUGCGAUGACGCUGGACGAGGGGGGCACAGAGGCGGCUGCCGCCACCAGCGUCCAGCUCACGCCGGGACCCCGCCCCGACCUCGACCCCUCGCCCGCUCCCCACACUGAGGAAUUCAACCGGCCCUUCCUGCUGAUGACCUUCCACACGGGCACCGGGAGCCUGCUGCUGCUGGGGAAGGUCGUGAACCCGCUGGGGUGA